AUGUUGGCAGACCGGCUGCUGCACGAGAGGCUAGACGGUGAUGUCGGUGAUGUCGCCGAGAGGGUGCUCUACAACUCAAGCAUCACGACCGGUAUGUCGGUGGACGGCAGAGCUUUCACCUAUGUCAACCAGCUCGCGAGCUCGGCCGAAGAGCCUUGCGAGCGCUUCGAUUGGUUCGAGUGUGCCUGCUGCCCUCCCAACGUGAUGCGCACCUUUGGCUGCUUGCAAGGCUACUUCUUUGGCAGCUUGUCCAGUCGGACCUCGGAUCUUGCGAUUCAUCAGAUCUUUGCAGGCCGCAUCGACUAUCUUGGCAACAAGGUUCAUAUGCGCACCAAUUACCCGCACGACGGUCAAGUCAACAUCCGCGUAGAGGCUAUCUCCCCGUCGGCAACCAUCUGGCUGCGUGUUCCAGGCUGGGCCAGGUCGACCUACACGUUCUCUGGCGAUGUCCAGAUGGUGAAUGGCUACAUUGCUAUCGAGAAGCCCGGCGAAUACAAGCUAAGCUUGCAACUAAGGCCACGACUCCUCUACUCUCAUCCAGACAGUGGACCCAGCCGUGUGAGUCUCGCCUACGGUCCGCUCAUCUAUUGCAUAGAGGAUAUCGACAAUCCGUGGAUCGACGACCUUCCCGAACGCGAGCAACACUUCAAACACCUCUGCUUCGACUUGCCAGCGGACCCCUCUCAGAUCAGCGUGCUCGGACAGGACAGCGAUGGGAUCAUCAAAUUGCGAGUAGCUGCGGCAGGCUACACGCUUAAGGUCGAGGAUGCUCGAGGUUUUGCUUCUGCCUUCGAGCAGGACAAACAGCCCGGAUUCUAUGAGGAAGCAGGGCAAGGCCACGAUCUCGUCUUCAUUCCUUACUUUUACCGCUGCAACCGAAAGGGCACAAAGGGAAGGAUGCGCACUUCUCUCCGCGUCAAGCCGUGA
Moesziomyces antarcticus is the source of this 927-nucleotide messenger RNA. RefSeq names its product DUF1680 domain protein. The transcript has a single exon. NCBI's taxonomy places the organism in Eukaryota, Fungi, Basidiomycota, Ustilaginomycetes, Ustilaginales, Ustilaginaceae. The coding region runs from base 1 to 927 and encodes 308 amino acids. The record is from RefSeq and is a predicted model, not a curated record.